CCGGGCCUAUGACGUCAUUUGGGUCCGAAGAGCAAGCGAGGAGCGCCAGGGAAAGAGAGGGACGCAGCAUCCGGAUCCCCGGGAGAGAGGGGAAGCCAAAACACUGCUCCCGAACGGGUCCCAGAAAUGGAGGUCGCAUCUUCCGCCUCGCAGCAUCGUGGUCGGCGAAGCGAGGCUGUGCUCGGCACAUCUUUGGCUAGAAACGACACGGUGCAGCGAAAACAACGCCGCCGCGGCUCUGUCGGCGAGUAGUGAGAGCCUCGCAUUCCACGACGACGUAGUUCGCGCUGGGCUCGACGAAGAGUCAGCUGUGCGAUAUCUUUCGGGGGAUGAUGACGACGGCUGCCGCAGUGGGUGCCGAGCAGUCGCCGACGGCAGGUUUCGGCCGAACGCUGCUCCUGUCGAUUGCAUGCCUCGUCCUGUGGCAAGGCCUGUGCCAGGCCGUCAGAAUCGGCGUGCUGCUUGAGCCCAGCCAUAGAGAUGCAUGGCGGGAAUUCGAGUGGGCCAUGAGCAACUUCAACACGAGCCAGAAUGCCAAGCGCUUGGGAAUCACGUUCAGCACAUACGCGGCUACAGUCGACCACGACGACGACCUCUUCACAGUGACGCAUGAACUGUGCCGACAGCUAACUGCUGGAGUGACGACUGUGCUGAUCCCGACGUCGGGGCUUUCGGAUGCAUUAGUCCGUUCGCUCUUCGCCAGCACGAACGUGCCACGCAUCACGACCACACCUGGCGAAAGCUGCUCCCCUGAAAAUGACGGUGCAGUUGCCACCGAUGACGACACGGCGGCCAACGAGACGACGCCGGCAGCGGCGCACGAGGCCACGUCAGGGCGAGUGCCGGAGGGUCGAGAGCUGCUCGAGCCUCCUCUGGGGGUUAGCAUGAUGCCUGACCUGUCAGCAGCCAUUCUUGACCUCGCCCGAGCAUGGAACUUCCACUCGGCCGUAUUCUUAUACGACUCGGAUCAUGCGCUGUCCACGCUGGGACGGCUGCUGCAGCCGCCGGAGGGCCGCCAGCGACUCGCCAUCACGCGGGCGCUGCGAGUGUCACGUGACGGAGGCUCGGAGGCUGCGCACGCCGUGCUGUCCGGCAUGGAGCGCGCCCACCCGCACGCUCGCAAGUUGGUCGUGCUCGACUGUGACCACCAGCUCGCCAAGGACAUCGUCAUCCGGCACGUGAGGGACAUCUACAUGGGCAGGAGGAACUAUCACUACGUGCUCGCGAGGCCCGUUGUAAGCCACCGGUACCUUGAAGGAGUCACUGAAUUCGCUGCCAUCAACAUCACAGCGUUCAGGUUCCAAAACACCGAGGAAUUGACGCAAACCUACAAUUACAAAACAACGGCUGAAGAAGCGGCCAUCGCGGACGCGGCGCAGCUGCUGAUCAGCGCGUAUCGGCGCCUGCGGGAGGAGCCCCCCGCUCGCAACGGUGACCUCUUCGAGGACCGCGUGCGCGUGGACCCUGGCGCGGCCACCUCCCAGUGUGGUGGCAUCGCCUACCUCACCCAGCAGCAGGGCCAAGUGGUCGACUCGUACCUCAAGGGCGUUGUAUUUGACGGAAAGACAGGGAGGGUCGAAUUCGACGAGAGAGGUUGCCGCGUCAAUUUCACGGUCGACGUGAUUCAAGUCAACGGGAAAAACCAGUGGCUUAAGACUGGGACUUGGUCGAGCCGUGGCUUUAUGUCAGUCGGACGACAAGACGAAGUGACCUCGAAAGAUGACAAGGACUACGUGCACAGAGUUGCAGUGACUCUGACAGAGCCGUUUCUGAUGCGGAAGACUCGGCCCAUCGAGGUUGGCCGGGGUGAACCAGAAUAUGAAGGGUUCAGCAUGGACCUUAUGGAGGCAAUCAGCCGCAUCACCGGCAUCAAGUACGCCAUUCACGUUGCCAAGCAGGGAUCCCAGACGACUGGCCGGAGGGACUCCUGGGAAGGCAUGAUCAGCGAGAUCCUCAACGGGGAGGCCGACGUCGCCGUAGGUGACAUGGCGGUCACAGCUGACCGCUGGCACGACGUGGACAUGACGCUUCCAGUUCUCAACACUGGCCUAGCGGCGGUGGUAAGGAGGACGGCGCUCAAGGGUGUUGGCCUGCGCACUUUCAUAGCUGCCUUCGAUUGGCGCCUGUGGGCUGGCUUCGGCGCCUCAGUAGUUGCCGUGUACGUGGUACUAGGCGUGAUCAGCUUGGCCUCCCUGAAAAGCGUCGUGCACUGUUGCUUUGAGCUCCAGGCCGGAGCUGCCAACUCCACAGAUGCCGACAAGCCCGCUCCCACGAGCUACAGCGGGCCCAACACUUCGUGCGCAAACUUCAAGGCCAGGUCUAUUUCUGGCCGCAUAGUGGGCAGCUUCUGGUGGAUCUUCUUGGUGCUGGUUUUCUCCGCCUACACGACCGAACUCGCCUCGUACCUGAGGCCAAAGUAUGAGAUUGAGUCCUGGGAUCAACUGGACAGCACACAGCUCAAGCAUAUGUGGGCGCCGACAGCGGCCACUAGGAGAUACUUUCAGAGUACGCGUGACGAGAUGACGAAGAGGUUCUACGGUCACAUGGACGAACAGGGAGGCCGCGAGGUGCCCUCACUUCGAGAAGGCGUGGAGAUGGUGCGCAGUAGCUCGCCGGGAAACCUGGUCGUGUUCGCUGACGCGCUGGCCGCUGAGUACCUGUGCGGCCAGCCCCCCUGUAACACCAGGGUCAUACGAGCGCGCCACACCGCGCGCCACGUGGCGCUCGCCGUGGAAAAGAACGCCACUCUGAGAGAAACACUUAACCACGCCAUAGCGACUAUGUCGGAGACAGGGGAGUUGGACGAAAUCAGACGGAAGUGGUGGUCGACCAGGUGCGAGAAGCCGCCCGAGGACGAGCCGAUAAGGCUGCGGCUCUUCCUUCCGGUCGCUCUCGCUAUGGCCGGGUUCAUACUGGAAGGCGCUGGUCUUGGUCUGGUCGAACUACUGGUGCGAGGCUGCAACAAACUUUGCAUAUGGGCUCGGCUCAAGUCGGAACGAUCUGCGCAGGAGACGGGCCCACCGCUAAAGACCAUCGCCUAAGGACCUUCAUGAUUCCAUCCAGAGCAAGCGUUGCGACACGCUUUGUCACCUUUGCUCAAAUCGCGUCUUCAUUUUACAUGCCACCUGUGUUCGUAAACCAUCCGCAACGCUCUUGGUAGUGCAACUAACGCUUGGUUGUUCGGUCAAUAGAGCGCAUCAACACAGAACAAGCGCUAAACAAACUCGCACUGUUUUUGUUGGUAUCACACUUUAAGCAACUUGCCUAGUUACCUUUCAUUCAUUCGUUACGCCCAUAAUUUUACAGUAAUAUUUAUGUAAUCCUUAUUUUUACUUGGAAGACUGAGUUAAUUCUGCAGCCUGUGGUCACAGCCUGCAGAAAUUAACUUCUGGGCCUUUCCGAAUAGCAAAAGAAUAGUGCUAAUUGCAAGAGCUCCCGAAGUGUAGUGUGUUAAAGAUCAAAGUUUAAGAUAAGACAUACAACAUUGAUGGACAUAAUUGUUACCCGGCGUUUCCGAAAGCGGCAGAAGCGGAAUGUUCAAUUUAAAUAGCUAAGGGGGCCACAUUGGGCCUAAAUUAGGUUGCAAUAACGCCAACAGGUUCCCCGCACAGCCUUGCAGUUUUCCGGCGACGUUGCCAAACCCUGAAGUUUAACCAUUUCAUGUCGAAAGAAAUAAAGAACCAUCACCGUGGACGCUAGUCAACUUAUCAUAUCAUACCGCCUUGUUCUCUGCCAAGUAAGAUUGGAACCACAAAGCUUUAUCCUGUGAACCGGACACCCCAGCUCAGAAUCGGAGAAAUGCAUUCAAACCAGCCUAGCUCAGGGCUUCGUCGUCUAGCGAUAUUCACUGCCGAAAUAUACUCAAUACUUUGCUGCUUUGACUAUGUAAGCACCUUGUAUAUACUCGCACAUCCCUGUGGUUUCGUCGAUUUCCUAGCCUUCGGAACAGAUUCACUUGCCUAAUUUGUUCGAAUAAGGCAAUUGCAAUGUUAUACACAAGCUGCCGGAUAGGAAAUAACGGAGCAAAUGAAAAUGAAAUGAAUUUCGCGUGCUUGCUUUACUUUUAUACUGUAUUUUACUUAUCCAGUAGGCCUAAUGACGAAUUCAUUAUUUACCUACAGGUUUCUGCAUAUACUACACAAAUAAUGCAGUCGGACCCGGAUAUAUCGAACCCACAUAUAAGCAAUUAUUGUGUAUAUCGAACCGCUGAAAAAUUCCCUUGAAAAUCCCAUGCAAAUGUAUAGGGCUGGUGCAUGCGCAUAUAGAACGCCCGUUCACCAGCGCAUUCAAUAUAUCGAAUGCGGCGCCACGCCGAAGUUGCGCUGCUGAGCACGAGGUCGCGGGAUCGAAUCCCGGCCGCAUUUCGAUGGAGGCGAAAUGCAAAAACGCCCGUGUGCUUGCUUUGUAGUGCACGUUAAAGAACCCCAGGGGGUCAAAAUUAGUCCGGAGCCCUCCACUACGAUGUGACUCAUAAUCAGAACUGGUUUUGGCACGUAAAACCCCAGAAAGAAGAAGAUGAAGCAGGCGCCACGCCGAAGACCUCAAAGUGCACUUCUUUGUGCACUUAGAGGCCUUCUGGCACCUGGAGGUGGAGAGAGAAUGUGCGGUCAGUUGAGCCGUGUGGGUCGUGCGUGCAGUCAGUUGAGCCCCGUCAAGCUCUUCAGCGAGCCCGCGUGCUACAUCGAACGUCAGCGUUCCUUCUUUCCGACUUUCUUGGCGUCGUCGUGUGGGUUGAGUGCCUAUUCGGGAGUUAAUUUUCCGCAAGUGAUGGCCGCUGCAAGUGUAAAGAAAAGAAUCAACU
Dermacentor silvarum is the source of this 4801-nucleotide messenger RNA. RefSeq names its product glutamate receptor 1. Bases 330 to 3041 code for a protein of 903 amino acids. Gene Ontology annotation, molecular function: glutamate-gated receptor activity; transmitter-gated monoatomic ion channel activity involved in regulation of postsynaptic membrane potential. The transcript has 15 exons. Lineage: Eukaryota; Metazoa; Arthropoda; Arachnida; Ixodida; Ixodidae. Gene Ontology annotation, cellular component: postsynaptic membrane; plasma membrane. The record is from RefSeq and is a predicted model, not a curated record. Gene Ontology annotation, biological process: modulation of chemical synaptic transmission; synaptic transmission, glutamatergic.